This is a messenger RNA of Exophiala viscosa, 1467 nucleotides long. RefSeq names its product Alpha/Beta hydrolase protein. Bases 379 to 1437 code for a protein of 352 amino acids. Gene Ontology annotation, molecular function: hydrolase activity. The record is from RefSeq and is a predicted model, not a curated record. Lineage: Eukaryota; Fungi; Ascomycota; Eurotiomycetes; Chaetothyriales; Herpotrichiellaceae. The transcript has 2 exons.
GGGAUGCAAGGCUGGUCAGGAUAACGGACAAGGCUGGGCACGAGCUCCGGCAGGUCGCCGCAAUGCCCGAGGCCGGGCGGUUCGGCAAUGCUGCAGGCUAGCUCCCCACGCGAUUUGUCCUGCGGCUGCCUAACACUGGAGGACAAUUAACCGCUGCACAUGUUGCUGUUGCUAGCCUGCUUGCCCCCAAACAUCGUGAGGGAGAGGCUCACUAGGCCGAGGCUCAACCUUGUGGGGAUGCGAGCCCAUUUGGAGAUGUGGUACUUGUGAUACUGAUAUGCUUCGCCAUAUGGCACUCCAGCAUCUACUUACCUGCUUUUUGAGGUGACAAUUUCCAGACGGGCCAACCUGAGGACAAGGCCGGCCAAUUGCAAAAUAAUGUCUGAUUUCUCCGAGCAUGGAAUUCCAAGCGAAGAAUGGAAAACGCUUGGGGCCGGACUGCCCAAGGCAGUUGCAGGAGACCAGUCAGUGGAAGACUUGAAGCUCGCCACGAAUAAAGGGAGAGAAGACGUCGCAAGGCGAGAGAUGGGACCACUUUCGGACAAGGUCUCGAUCAAAGACCACACAAUCGCGACUCGCGAUGGGUAUGCGUUAGAGGCACGAACAUACCGUCCAUCCUCAACGUCUCCUGGUGAAAGCCUCCCAAUAUACAUGCACUUCCACGGCGGUGGGUUCCUGUUCGGCACCUUGUCCUCCGAAGACGCGAUAUGUUCUCGCAUUGCGAUCAACACUGGAGUUCUGGUCGUCAACAUCAAUUACCGCCACACUCCUGAGCAUGGGUAUCCCGUGGCAUGGAAUGACUCGGAAGAUGCGCUGCAAUGGGUGGCCAAGCACGCCUCCGAAAUUGGCGGCGACGCCGGGAAAAUAGUUGUCGGCGGCGUAUCUGCAGGAGCCUGGCUUUCUGCUGCCCUAACGCAAACGAAUCACAGAGCCCCUGCCGCCGAGAGAUUCAACAUAUUAGGCCAGGUUCUCAUGAUACCCUGCUUGGUGUAUCAGGAGUGUUACCAGACUCAACUUGCACAGCUGAAAGAUCCUGCUGUGUCAUCGUACGUGCAGAACGAGCAUGCUCCCAUAUUACCAGUCAGCCGUAUGCAGUUGUUCAACAGUCUGUUGAAGGUCGAAAAGCCGGACCCUGAAGAUAGAAGGUUGAAUCCUGGACUCGCUACGGCCGUGGACGUCAGUGGUCUACCUGCGACGACGCUGGGAAUAGCUGGCAGUGACCCUUUGCGAGACGAGGGGUUACUUUAUGGCAAGUUGCUUGCAGAGAAUGGUGUGCCAACCACGAUACACGUAUUUCAAGGCUUACCGCAUGGCUUUCGACGAUUCGGAGAGAAAUUAUCGGCAUGUGCCGUGUGGGAUGAUGUGAUGGAGGAUGGAAUAAGGCAAGCAUUGAAGCGACCGCCACGUUCGAUGGAGUAUAAGAUUCAAGUACAUUGACCUGUCACCGCCGACCACAAAGACCAUGCU